GUCACGUGGCGCGCGCUCACAUGACUGGCGGUGCUAUGGACCCGCUGCCCGCGGCGGCAGUCGCGGCCGCAGCUGACGAGGAGGCAGACGAGGAGGCGGAUCCACUGGCGGCAGACUUGCCAAUACCCCAGGUCAGCGAGCGGAGGGACCCGGACCCCAGGCGAAUGCAGAUGCCGCAGGGGAACCCGCUGCUGCUGUCACACACCCUGCAGGAGCUGCUGGCCAGGGACACUGUGCAGGUGGAGCUCAUUCCUGAAAAGAAGGGCCUCUUCCUGAAGCAUGUGGAGUAUGAGGUUUCCAGCCAGCGCUUCAAGUCAUCUGUGUACAGACGCUACAACGACUUUGUGGUCUUCCACGAACUGCUGCUCCACAAGUUCCCCUACCGUAUGGUACCAGCCCUGCCGCCCAAGAGGAUGCUGGGAGCCGACAGGGAGUUCAUCGAAGCGCGGAGGAGAGCGCUGAAGCGUUUUAUUAACCUGGUGGCCCGCCACCCCCCCUUCUCCGAGGACGUGGUCCUCAAGUUGUUCCUGGCCUUCAGCGGUCCCGAUGUACAGAGCAAGUUAAAGGAAUCAGCUCAGGGUGUUGGCGAUGAAUUCAUGAACUGUAAGCUGGCUACUCGGGCCAAGGACUUCCUCCCAGCUGACAUCCAGACUCAGUUCGCAGUGAGCCGGGAGUUGAUCCGAAAUAUCUACAACAGCUUUUAUAAGCUUCGCGACCGGGCUGAGCGGAUCGCGGCGAGGGCCAUCGACAAUGCCGCUGACCUUCUCAUAUUCGGGAAGGAGUUAAGUGCUUUAGGGUCUGACACGACACCGCUCCCCUCCUGGGCCACUCUGCACAGCAGCACGUGGGGGUCCCUGAAACACGCACUGAAAGGCCUGUCUGUUGAAUUUGCACUGCUCGCUGACAAGGCUGCACAGCAGGGCAAACAGGAAGAGAACGAUGUGGUGGAGAAGUUGAACCUCUUCUUGGAUUUGCUGCAGUCCUACAGAGACCUGUGUGAGCGGCACGAGAAGGGCGUGUUGCACAAGCAGCAGCGGGCCCUGCACAAGUACACCUUAAUGAAGAGGCAGAUGAGCACCGCCCUGCAUGGCCGUGAGCCCGAGUCCGUGGAGCAGCUGGAGUCACGCAUCGUGGAGCAGGAGAACGCGAUCCAGACGAUGGAGCUCCGGAACUACUUCUCCCUGUACUGCCUGCACCAGGAGAUGCAGCUGGUGCACACGUACCUGCCCCUCACCUCCCACAUCCUGGGCGCCUUCGUCAACUCCCAGAUCCAAGGGCACAAGGAGAUGAGCAAGGUCUGGGACGACCUGAAGCCCAAGCUCCACUGCCUCUUCGCUGGACCCAACAGCACCCUGACUCCGCCAAGGUCCCCAAGGGAUGGCCUGUCUCCUCACUAGUGCCGAGAGGACCCCGGGGCGAGAGCUCCCGGUGCCCUCACUAAAACUUAUUUCCAAAUGGUGUGUCCCUGUUUAAUUCCCUUUGGGUGGCGGCUGUCCCCCCACACCCCUUGGGCUGCCGCCCCUCAAGCACAAGAGCUGAUGUCAGGCCCUGGGGCCAGGUGCCAUGGCUCCCCUCCCCGUGUGGGGUGCAGGGCCGAGGGCAUGACCCCAGGCCUCUGAGUGUCCCUGCAGGGUCUGCUGUGGUUGUCCCCGACCCUGGACCUUUUUAGUCUGCUGGUGAGAAGUGUUAAGGUGCCCUGGUUUUCUCCCCAUACCCAGAGGGCAGGGUGGCAAGGAUGAUUUUCCCAGCAGAUGGUGUUGGGGGCAUGUGCUGGGAUGGCGGGAGGGGUCUGGAUUAGCUGAGCCGGGAGAGGGCUGCUGAAACCCUAUGGACACCAUAGGCAAGACAGGUAACUGGUCAGUGAGGCCAGCAGAUGGCCCUGGGUGGAGGUGCGUGGGUGGCAGCAGGAGCCAGAAAGAAGGUGGGACCUGGGGCUCUCUGGGUGCACAAAUCGUGAAUUUCCAGGGGAUGAGCUCCACUGAGUGCCCUGGGACUGGCUUCUAGGGCACUGUCCCAUGACCCUCCCUGCACGUGCGCACACAGGCACAGGCACACUGUGCCCCUGAGGUGUGGGAGACAAGGUGACCUGGUGCUUCUGCCGCCGGUCCAAGUGCCAGGAGCUGCUCUGUCCUUGUUGGGUAGCUGCCCUUCCUUGACGUUGGACAGUUAGAGCAGGGGAGGGAGCGCGCCUCCCAC
Rhinolophus ferrumequinum (greater horseshoe bat) is the source of this 2196-nucleotide messenger RNA. RefSeq names its product sorting nexin 8 (gene SNX8). The transcript is spliced from 11 exons. The coding region runs from base 21 to 1397 and encodes 458 amino acids. The record is from RefSeq and is a predicted model, not a curated record. Gene Ontology annotation, biological process: retrograde transport, endosome to Golgi. Gene Ontology annotation, molecular function: phosphatidylinositol binding. Lineage: Eukaryota; Metazoa; Chordata; Mammalia; Chiroptera; Rhinolophidae.